AUGAAAAUAAGAACAAUAUUAAUAAUUCUUUUAAUCUUAAUUUAAAUAUCUAAACAGGAUUGCAUUAGAUAAUUAAAGGAAUCAAAUUCCUUAUUGAAGAGAAAUCAUUAGAAUGUGUUAUCAUAUUAAUCAGGAGCUUUGAUUUCAUCAAAAAUUAUUAACUAUUUUAGAGAUGGGAAUGAUGGGGUUUGUUUAAGAGAUAGGAUAUAUAAAAUUAUGACAAUUGGAGUACCUCAUACUUAAUGUGGAUUAGGGAAAUAAAUUUCCAUAAAAUUACUCUAAAAAUAUUUAUUGAAUACAGUGAAAAUUUGGUUUUGGGAUUAUGGCUCACUUUUUAAUCAGGUAUUAUGAUAUAAUUGCUUAUGCUAUAUUAGAAUAAGGAAAAAAUAAAAUUUAUGAAAGUAACUCAGCAACAAGUAUAAUUACUAUAUAAUUUCCUGAUUAGUUUGUUGAUGAAUUUGAAUUAGUAAAUAUAGGAGGUAAUACUUACAACCAAAAUUUGCAUAUCAUCAAAGUUGAGGCUUAUUAUAAAUUUUAAUGA
Messenger RNA from Paramecium pentaurelia, 541 nucleotides. The record is from the annotation of a GenBank genome assembly. Lineage: Eukaryota; Ciliophora; Oligohymenophorea; Peniculida; Parameciidae.